Morone saxatilis (striped sea-bass) is the source of this 2127-nucleotide messenger RNA. RefSeq names its product cell division cycle 6 homolog (S. cerevisiae) (gene cdc6). Gene Ontology annotation, cellular component: nucleus. The transcript has 11 exons. Gene Ontology annotation, biological process: mitotic DNA replication checkpoint signaling. Bases 171 to 1841 code for a protein of 556 amino acids. Gene Ontology annotation, molecular function: ATP hydrolysis activity; DNA replication origin binding. The record is from RefSeq and is a predicted model, not a curated record. Lineage: Eukaryota; Metazoa; Chordata; Actinopteri; Moronidae.
CAGCGGCGGGAAACACAGCUGAUCGAGGAGAGGAGAUUUCGCGCAACUUUGAGGUCAGUGUGCGGAAGAAGACGGACAGAAAGAGGCGCAGAGGGAAACCAACGCAGAGGAAACACUUCACCGAGACCCAAGAAGACUUCUGUCACGUUUUUAUAAAGAUUAAACACAAGAUGCCCAGCACACGCUCCCAGGGCCGGGCUCAGCCCACGCUGUCCUUCCCUCGCCGCAAAUCCUGCAGAGUUCCCGCUCGCUCCAAGACGCCGCAGAAAUCUCCAGCCCCGUCGCCGAGCAAACCCGAGCCCCAGCACCUCGACCAGAAGCUGACUCGGAUCGGACCGCUCCCCCCGAGGUCCCCCGGCCUCCAGCCACGACUUCCACUCAGCCCCCGGAAACGCACAGGUGACGACAACGGCUGCAACCUCGGCGCCGGCCUGCUGGGUUCUCCACCGAAACAGAGCAAGCCGUCCCUGGCCUCGCCACGGAAGCUCGGCUUCGACGAGAACUCGCCAGUCUCUGCUCGCAGACGUCUGGUGCCGUCAUCACCACGCCAACCGCUCUCACCCGCCACCGCGUUGUCCCCGAGGCGCCAGGAAACGCCAACUGGAAGCCCGGCCAAACACCAAAACUCUGAGAAGAAACCGCCGGUUGCUCGACUCUUUGCAGAAAAGUCGAGGUUUCAGGACGUGAAGCAGGCGCUGCACACCGCCGUCCCCGAGCGGCUUCUGUCCCGGGAGGCCGAGCGAGCGUCCAUUCGCUCUUUCCUGGAGGAUAAAGUCCUGCAGCGCCUUCCCGGCAGCCUCUACAUCUCCGGAGCACCGGGGACCGGCAAGACCGCCUGCUUCAACUGUGUGCUGCAGGAGAUGAAGGCCGAGCUGUCGUCGGUACAGACGGUGGUGGUGAACUGUAUGAGUCUGCGGAGCUCCCACGCCAUCUUCCCGCUGCUCGCCGACAAGCUGAGAGCGCCCGGCGGACAGAACGGCCUGCAGAGGUUCCUGUCGGCCCCGGGGCCCGCUGUGCUUCUCGUUCUGGAUGAGAUGGACCAGCUGGACAGUAAAUCUCAGGACGUCCUCUACACCAUCUUUGAAUGGCCGUACCUGCCAAAGUCUCGCCUCUGUCUCGUCGGUAUCGCCAACGCUCUGGAUCUGACCGACCGCAUCCUGCCCCGACUGCAGGCUCGCCCUCACUGUCGCCCCCUGCUCCUAAACUUCCCUCCCUACAGCCGUCAGGAGCUCACCGCCAUCGUACAGGACAGACUCGCUUCGGCGUCGGCCGAGGGGAUCAUGGACGCCUCGGCGGUUCAGUUCUGUGCCAGGAAAGUGUCGGCGGUGUCGGGAGACGCCAGGAAAGCUCUGGACAUCUGCAGGAGAGCGGUCGAGGUUGUGGAGUCUGACGAGAGGAAGAAAACAUCAGGUCCUGAAUCUAAAGCGUCGCGGGUCAGCCUCCCCCAGGUGGCGCGGGUGCUGUCGGAGGUGUACGGCGACCGGAUGGCGUCUCAGUGCGGCGGUGGAUCUGAUGGAGAGAGCUUCCCCCUGCAGCAGAAGCUGCUGGUCUGCUGCCUGCUGCUGCUCAUUCGCAACGGGAAGAGCAAAGAGAUCGUCCUCGGAAAGCUCCACGAGGUUUACAGCCGCCUGUGCGCUCAGAGGCAGGUGUCUGCAGUCGGUCAGGGCGAGUGUUUGUCUCUCUGCAGUCUGCUGGAGAGUCGAGGAAUCUUCGCUCUGAAGAAAGCCAAAGAGGCUCGUCUCACGAAGGUGUUCCUGAAGAUCGAAGAGAAGGACGUUGAAAACGCUCUGAAGGAUCGAACUCUGCUGGGCAGCAUCCUGGCUGCAGGCCUCCCCUCCUGAGCACAUAUUUAUUAUUUUCACUUUUUAAGUUGAACACAUGAACCGACGAUUUAUACUUUUAUUCUCGUUUUUGCUGAGAAAUUGUACAGUUUGUUUAUUUUUAAAUUCUUUUUAAAUGAAAAUAUUUACAAAAUUUUUUUUUUUUUUUUCUUCCUAAUACUGAUGUUGAAGUUCAGUUGAGUUGAAUAAUGACGUCACAUCAGUUAUGAGAUUAACAGCAUCUGUUUCAGUUUGGAAACGUUUCCGUUUUUAUGCUGUAAAUAAACAAAUGUACAGACGUUUUAAA